This is a messenger RNA of Impatiens glandulifera, 4879 nucleotides long. RefSeq names its product TPR and ankyrin repeat-containing protein 1-like. The coding region runs from base 155 to 4879 and encodes 1574 amino acids. Gene Ontology annotation, molecular function: ATP binding; protein binding. The transcript is spliced from 5 exons. Lineage: Eukaryota; Viridiplantae; Streptophyta; Magnoliopsida; Ericales; Balsaminaceae. The record is from RefSeq and is a predicted model, not a curated record.
UAGGAAUUUGGAGUUCCCCAAGACAUGGCCAACGACAUUUAACAUUGUCCAAUUUAAGACUCUUGGUCAUCAAGAAUGUGGAAAUUUGAACCAAGAUAAUCUUAUUAGUAGUAAUUAUGUAGAGAAUUCAAAGGUUAGCGAGAGCUUGCUUUUGAUGAAAUUCUACUCUUUGUCUUCUGGUGUGACGAGACAUUUGCUGUCCAAUCAAGAAGGAAAAGAACUGGAGUUACCAUUCGAAGUAACAGACCAGGAACGAGAUUUAAUUCUUUUCCCACAAAGUACUUUUAUACUUGGAAGGUCUGGUACGGGGAAAACAACAGUUCUAACAAUGAAGCUUUAUGAAAAGGAGCAAAGGCACCGAAUUGCUUCAAUGGGUUUCAGUGCAUUAGACAUUAAUGCAACUUCUAAUGUUAAAGAAAGAAAGAAAGUUGGAGAAACUAGUCGGCCUGAAAAAGAAACUAUCCUCCGCCAACUUUUUGUGACAGUGAGUCCAAAGUUAUGUUAUGCCAUAAAGCAACAUGUUUCUGGACUAAAAAGAUUUUCUUGUGGAGGAAGCUUCUCAGUUGAUGAAAAAUCAGAAGAUCUUGAUGAGAGCGCAUGGUUUACUGAUAUAUCUAAUUCAUUUAUUGACAUCCCCAAUCAAACGUACCCUCUUGUUAUUACAUUUAACAAGUUCCUAAUGAUGCUCGAUGGAACAUCUGGUAAUUCAUUCUUUGAAAGGUUUGUUGGUCUUAGCGAGUUUUACGGAAAAAGAUUGAAUUCUAGGUCAAUUGCUUUGCAAACAUUCAUUAGAACUAAGGAGGUCAACUACGAUAGAUUCUAUUCAUUCUAUUGGCCUCAUUUCAACUCCAAUCUGACAAAGAAGUUUGAUCCAUCGAGAAUAUUUACUGAGAUCAUUUCUUGCAUAAAAGGUGGCUUGCAAGCUGGGAAGACUUAUAGUGGAAAACUUGAUUUGGAGGAAUACAAAGCAUUAUCCAAUGGCAGGACAUCUACUUUGACGAAACAAAGGAGGCAUGAAAUCUAUGAGAUUUUUCUAGAUUAUGAGAAAAUGAAGUCGGAGAAUGGUGACUUUGAUUUAGCAGAUUUGGUAAUUGAUCUUCACCAUAGGCUAUCAAAAGAGAGAUUUCAGGGUGAUGAAAUUGAUUUUGUAUACAUCGAUGAAGUGCAAGAUCUGAGCAUGCAACAGAUCGCACUUUUCAAGUAUGUUUGCAAAAAUGUAGAAGAGGGUUUUGUUUUUUCAGGGGAUACUGCACAGACAAUUGCAAGAGGAAUAGAUUUCAGGUUUGAAGAUAUAAGAUGUCUUUUCUAUAACGAGUUUAUGUCGGAAUCAGGAGGAGAUGUUACUGGUAGAAAUGAUGUUAAAGGGAAAAUGUCUGAUAUCUUCAACCUUAACCAGAACUUUCGUACACAUGAUGGUGUUCUAAGAUUGGCUCAAAGUGUAAUUGACCUUAUUUACAAUUUUUUCCCUCAAUCUAUUGACUUUUUGAAUCCAGAGAGAAGUCUUAUUUAUGGUGAAUCACCUGUUCUACUUGAAUCGGGAAAUGACGAGAAUGCAAUUGUAACUAUAUUUGGGAGCAGCGGAAGUAUGAGUAGUAACAUUAUUGGGUUUGGAGCCGAGCAAGUGAUUUUAGUUCGAGAUGAUGAUGCUAGAGAGGAAAUAUCUUGCUAUGUUGGAAAGCAUGCACUAGUUCUUACUAUUAUGGAGUGUAAAGGGUUAGAGUUUCAGGAUGUGUUAUUAUAUAAUUUCUUUGGUUCAUCGCCACUGAAGAAUCAAUGGAGAGUUGUUUAUGAGUUCAUGAAGCUUCGAGAAUUACUUGAUGAUAAAUGCAAGUCCUUUCCAAGCUUCGAUACCACGAGACAUGGUAUUCUAUGCUCUGAGCUGAAACAACUUUAUGUUGCCAUUACCCGUACGAGACAAAGGUUGUGGAUUUGCGAGAACAAAGAGGAGCUCUCAAAACCCAUGUUUGACUACUGGAAGAAGUUGUGCCUUGUUCAAGUCAGGCAAUUAGAUGAUUCUCUUGCAAAGGCAAUGCAAGUGGCAAGUUGCCCUGAGGAAUGGAAACAAAGGGGCAUAAAGCUAUUUUAUGAGAGUAAUUACGAGAUGGCUACAAUGUGCUUCGAGAGGGCUGGAGACUUAACCUGGGAGAGAAGAGCUAAAGCUACUGGACUCAAGGCUGCUGCUGACCGGCUUCGCGGUUCAAAUGAUGAAUUAGCUUUUACGAUACUUCGUGAAGCUGCUAAAAUUUUUGAAUCUAUUGGAAGGGCUGAGAUUGCUGCAGAAUGCUUAUUUGAACUAGGAGAGUACGAGAAAGCUGGGAGAAUUUAUUUGGACAAGUGUGGGAAGCCUGACUUAACAAAGGCUGGAGAAUGUUUCUUUCUGGCAGGUCGGUCUGACCUUGCAGCUGAAGUCUACGCUCGGGGAGGCUUCCUAGCCGAGUGCUUAGAUGUAUGCAAUAGAGGAAAACUCUAUGAUAUGGGCUUGAAGUACAUAGAGUACUGGAAACAACACAAUCACUCUGAUGGCAGUUUUAUUAAAAAUAGCAGUGGAAUUGAUGAAAUCGAACAAAAGUUCCUCCAGAAUUGCGCAAUGAAUUACUACAAACUUGAAGAUCGAGUAUCCAUGAUGAAGUUUGUUCGAGCUUUUCAGUCAACUAAUACAAAACGCCAGUUUUUGAAAUCUUUAGAUUGCCUGGAUGAGCUUUUAUUGGUAGAACAAGAAUCGGGUAAUUUUUUGGAGGCUGCCGUGAUUGCAAAGAUGAGGGGUGAUCUUCUUUUGGAGUCUGAUCUAUUGGGGAAGGCAGGCUGUUCUAAUGAAGCUGCCAGGCUUCUCAUUUGGUCGGUCUUUCUUACUUCUCUCUGGGCACAUGGAAGCACAGGUUGGCCUCUCAAGAGUUUUGCUACGAAAGAUGACCUUUUGGAAAAAGCUAUUUCAUUUGCAAGAACAGACCCAAACUUCUAUAAGAUGAUCUAUACUGAUGCGAUGAUUUUAUCAAGUGAGAAAGCAAAAUUGUCUGAUUUGAUUCUUUACUUGCAUGCCUCUGUGAGGAAUGGAAGCCUGCGAGGUGAAAUUUUGUCUAUACGGAGAAUUUUGGAUCUUCAUUUGUGCGUAAAUGGAUCCAAAUAUGAAUUGGAAGAUGAACUGGUAGAUGAUCCGUUUAGUCAUUCACAGAAGAUUCUUUCACGCAACAGUGUUUCUGUCGCAUCGUUGUUGUUCUACUGGAAUCUUUGGGCCAAAAUGAUAUACAAAAUCAUCAGCUUUCUAGAAUCUUCUAAGAAACUGGAUCUUGAGGAGAACAAUGCCUAUGUUCUGUUCUGCUUUGAAUAUUUUGGUGUAAGGAAGCAACAUAACAAUCUGAAUUCUAGCACCUACCAUUUGUUGAAUCCUGAAGCUGAUUGGGUAAAAAAGAUUGACAAAAGAUUUAUUAGAAAGAAAGGAAACCUACUUUAUACUGACCUUAGCAAUUUUUCCACUGUUUCUUUGAGCCACUGGCGUUCCGAAUUGCUUUUUGUCGGUCUAAAGGUUUUGGGAACUCUUGAAGUCAUUUCUGGCAGGAUUUCCCCAUCUCUCUUUUGCAGGACCAUGCCCCUUUUACACAUAUACAUGAUUGCAAAAUUUCUGAAUUCAAAGGAUCUUGGGAAACAUCAUGAUUUGCAGAGACUGCAAUAUUUUCUUAGAAAAUCUCAUCAGCAUUUUCAGAAUGUGUUUCCAUUAGACUGGAACCAAACUUUGAAUGAUAACAUUGUUUUCUUGAGAAGAACAGACGAUUUCCGAAGUUUAUUGCAUGAAUCUUUGCUUGAAGGUGUUUUGUCUAAGGGUGGUCUUACACAUGGGCAAAUUGGUAGAAUAAUGGCACUGUAUCUUUCCUCUGGCAGACCAACUGACGAAAUGGUCAUGAAGAUUGCAGAAAGGCUCAAUCGUCAUUCAUCUUGGAAAAUUUUCUUUGAGGAUUCUAAUCAGGACAUAGUGACCCGAAUUUCACAGAACCAGUCAAUUAUAGUGAAAAUAUCUUCCGCAUACAAGCUCAUGACAGCUUUGAAAGAGACAUACGGAGCUAACUGGAAGGUGCACGAUUACAUAUCUCCAAUAUGUUUCUUGUAUAUCUUGGAACGCCUUCUCCUGCUCACUUCCCGCUCCCAAAAAUUUCUUUACACCACAAAAUCUGUUUUUGUGGAAUGGCUUAUUUAUGAGAAACCAGGUGAGAAUCUUACAAUCAACCCAAAAGAAGAUGCACUACACGAGAUUUUCAGUUAUAUUGAAUACUUAAUCAGGCAACUCCUUUAUGACCAUGAAACAGAACAAUGGAUACGGAAUUCCAGUGUUAAUAUUGUUAACUUCUAUCCGAUAAUGGUGUUGAGAUGUGUGAUAAUGUCUUGCUUGCUUUACUUAAAUACGGGUAAUGACAUGUUAAACCAAAUUCUUAGACAGAAACACAUCACUUCAAGACUGCCGACAAACUUUUAUACUGCUCUAAGGACGAGAAAUACUAGGCUGAAUGCAGAUGUAAUAUCCGAUGCACUAGCAAUGAUUGGUAAUCCACUUGUGAUUGUCAGUUGGCAAGAUAGAUGUCCAGUAACUGUAUCUCCUAGUGUCAUUUUUCUGGAACUUAGAGAUGGAAUGAAUAGGGAAAGUAUAUUAAGUUUGUUGUUUCCACGGAAAACAACUCUACCUGAAUCUGUAGAACAUGAAGAAGACCAAGUGAAGAAUGUCGAUUCUUUGUCUUUGAGUGAGCCAAUUGAAAUCGCCGCCUUGUUCCAGGAAAUAUCUUAUGCUUUGAGAUCAGUAAAGGAUACAACUGAUAAGAGUUUUGAUAGGUUCAUAUCUCAUCUUCCACAUAUAAAGGUAAAUUCAACUUCUCAACGUUAUCUAAUGUUCAAUUGA